Aphanomyces invadans is the source of this 926-nucleotide messenger RNA. Its product is annotated as serine/threonine protein kinase. The record is from RefSeq and is a predicted model, not a curated record. The transcript has a single exon. The coding region runs from base 56 to 868 and encodes 270 amino acids. Gene Ontology annotation, molecular function: protein kinase activity; ATP binding. NCBI's taxonomy places the organism in Eukaryota, Oomycota, Saprolegniomycetes, Saprolegniales, Verrucalvaceae. Gene Ontology annotation, biological process: protein phosphorylation.
GACCGACAAGGCCAGCGCCGCGGCCAGUUAGUUCUCGAUUCGCCGCGUCCGUGAAAUGCACAGAUAUACGCAGCCUUGUGUCCUGUUUGAAGCUCCGUACGGCACGACCCACACCUACCUCGACAUGGACCAUGACCUGGCCAAGUGUGUGAUCAAGCGCCGUGCGACCGAAUCGCGAUCGAUCGCCCGCGCCGCGGAAGAUUUUGGUCGCGAAAUCGAGACAACCCGCCUGCUCAACGCGAACGGGGGCCACCCGAACAUUGUUCGUAUGAUCGAACAUUUCACUGAGGACGGGUGUAGUCACCUCGUGCUCGAGUUUUGCAACGAAGGCGAUCUCCUCACGGUCCAGCAGCAAGUGCCGUCGGGUCGAUUUGACCUCGCUCGAGCCCUUGCCUACUUUCGCGAUAUCGUACGGGGCCUCCAAUUCAUGCACAAACACAACGUGGCCCACCGAGACUUGUCGCUCGAGAACAUUUUUGUCAAGGAUGGCCGGUGCAAGAUCGGCGACUUUGGUUUGAGCGUCGACGCGACCGUCCCAACCCGUGCAUCCGUUGGCAAGAUCAUGUACAUGGCUCCUGAAGUCGUCGAUGGACUCGAGUACGACCCGAAGGCCGCGGACAUUUGGUCCCUCGGCGUUGUCUUGUUCAUGAUGCUCACUGGCGUGCCGCUCUUUGACGUUGCGUCGGCCAAGGACAAGCUCUAUCGCGCGGUCACGCGCCAGGGCCUCGACCCGGUGCUGACAAUCUGCCAGAAGAAAGGAUUCCUCACCCCCGAAGUCUCUGAUCUCCUUGAAAAGAUGCUCGCGCUCAACCCGGACGACCGCCUCUUCGUUGACGAUAUCCUCGAGCAUGCAGCCAUGCUCGUGUAGACCGAUAGCCCCUUAUUUAAUCCACAUAGCUAUAAACCACCGACAGACAGCUCCAGUG